GAACCCCAAGUGGUGUCAGAUUAGCUCUCGCGUGAAUUUUCCACAACGAUUUUCUCAUCCAAGUUCGAUCCGAUCGAAUCUGUUUUUUUUUUUUUUCUGACGAACACGUGUCCGUGUGUUUCGAUCUUGAGUAGAAAGCCUCAACCUUUUUUAAUCGAUUCCUAAAGUUUCACUCACUCAAAACCCUAAACCUAGAUUUUUGGCUUUCUGUCGAUUUUCGAUUCAUCUGACAGCUACUGCCUCCUCUGCUGGAUUCAGCCAAUCCUAUCUCUUCAAGGGGAAUCUGGGAACGUUAUCGGUUGUGUUGUUUUUCUCAUAAAAACGGAAACUUUAGUUCAAUUUCGAGGGGAUAAGAGUCAGUAACGAUGUCUUGGGCUGGUCCUGAAGAUAUUUACCUUUCAACUUCACUCGCCAGUUAUCUCGAUAGAAAGAUACUUGUGCUACUUAGAGAUGGUAGAAAGCUAAUGGGAACGCUCCGUUCUUUUGAUCAAUUUGCCAAUGCGGUUCUAGAAGGUGCUUGCGAAAGGGUCAUUGUAGGUGACCAAUACUGCGACAUUCCUUUAGGCCUCUAUGUAAUCCGUGGAGAGAAUGUUGUUCUCAUUGGUGAGAUGGACACAGAGAGAGAGGAGCUUCCUCCACAUAUGGUUCGCGUCUCAGAGACCGAGAUUAAGAGGGCGCAGAAAGUGGAGAGGGAGGCAAGUGAGCUGAGAGGAACAAUGAGGAAGAGAAUGGAGUUUCUUGACUUUGAUUAAAGCCCUAAUAAUUAUUGGCUUUGAUGCUCUGCUUUGGCUCGCAAGUUUUAUGAGGAGAGAGCCCUUUGGGUGUGUGGAUGGAGGAGAUAUGCUGGUUUAGGGGAGAUUUAUGUAGGUCUCAUUUUUCAUUCUUGAAGAAUUUAUUACAAAAAGUAGUACUAAUAUGUUUGUACUUUUGUCUUCUGAUCUGUUUUACUUAUUUUUAAAAUGGCAAGUUGUUUUACAAA
This is a messenger RNA of Raphanus sativus (radish), 979 nucleotides long. Its product is annotated as sm-like protein LSM1B. The transcript has 5 exons. NCBI's taxonomy places the organism in Eukaryota, Viridiplantae, Streptophyta, Magnoliopsida, Brassicales, Brassicaceae. Gene Ontology annotation, cellular component: P-body; Lsm1-7-Pat1 complex. Bases 366 to 752 code for a protein of 128 amino acids. Gene Ontology annotation, molecular function: RNA cap binding. Gene Ontology annotation, biological process: deadenylation-dependent decapping of nuclear-transcribed mRNA. The record is from RefSeq and is a predicted model, not a curated record.